AUGUCGUUCCCGCAGUCCCCCUCCGUGCAGCAGUAUCCCCAGAACGGGCAGCCCACACCCCAGCAGCAGCAGCAGCAGCAGCAGCAGCAACAGAUGCAGAUGCAAUACCAGCAGCAGCAGCAGCAAUCCCAGCAGCAGCAACAGCAGCAACAAUCCCAACAACAGCAGCAGCAAUCCCAGCAGCAAGCCUCCACCUCCAUGCCCCCGCCCGCCUCCAAGCCCACCGACCCCACCGACCUCGCCGACGCCCUCACCUCCGCCGCAUCGACCUCAAGGAAGAAGAAGCAGGCGCGCAUCGCCCACCGCCGCCAGGCCGAGAUCCGCACGGCCCACCUCGCAGACCCCUUCCUGACCCCCGAGAUCCUGUCCAACCGCCUCUUCCGCAAGACGCGCGACGCAGCCUGCCAGCUCUUCACGCUCAACGCCGGCAACGGCGCCCUCGUCACCCACGGCCAGCAGGCCGACAUCGCCGCCCUCCUCAGCCUCGCCGCGAAGGAGCGCAUAAACCAGUUUGUCACGCGCGCAAUCGUCCUCGCCCGCGCGCGCCGCCGCGCACAGAACGUGGUCUCGGGCGAGUGGGCCGACAGCGUCAAGGGCGCUGCUCUCGACCCCAUCAAGGGGGCCAUCCCGGACAGCGCUGUCUCCCCCGGGAACCCGUUAAAGCGCUCAUUCAGCUUUGCGGCGUCGGUGGAGGGGGCGGCGGCCGCCGACGACGACGACGCCGACGACGACGCUCGCCAACGAGACGGCGAAGGCGCUGCGGGGGCUGCAGCAGCGCGAGUUCCACAAGGAGCAGGAGCGCAUCGCGAAGAAGGCGAAGCGCGAGACGCCGGCCACGGCCGCGAGCACGCCGACCGUGGAGCCGACGACACCGUCGGCGGCGGGGGGCGCGGGGGGGGGCGGGGUCGUCGUCGUCGCAGGAGUCGCGGAAGCACAAUUGCGAGCAAGAAGGAGGAGGUCAUGUCGCACAAGGCGGCCAACGCGCACGGCGAACAUGAUGAUGGGCAUGGCGGGUUUGGCGGGAAGCGGAAGGAAGAAGACGUAUUCGUGGUGUCGGCUGCGGGGGGCGGGAUCGGCGGUUGGUGGCAGGGCGGCGAUGGCGCGGUGGGGGUGGGCGUGGCGACGCCGACUGACGCCGGGCGCGGUGGGGGGGGCUGGAGUAUUGGACGGGGGGCAGAGGAUUGGUGCGUGGAGGGAUGA
This is a messenger RNA of Morchella sextelata, 1200 nucleotides long. RefSeq lists its product as uncharacterized. Gene Ontology annotation, molecular function: transcription coactivator activity. The transcript has 3 exons. The coding region runs from base 1 to 1200 and encodes 399 amino acids. Lineage: Eukaryota; Fungi; Ascomycota; Pezizomycetes; Pezizales; Morchellaceae. The record is from RefSeq and is a predicted model, not a curated record.